AGCAGUCAUUAAUGGAUAAGCAAGGCCAACCCCUGCUCUCCCAGGAAGGAAGAAAUGCACCUCUGAAAGCUGUCAUCUUUCUGGAGGUUUUCAACUGACCAAGCAUUGAAAAGAACACAAGAAGAAACAGGCUUGCAGAGCCUCUGGCCUUCCCAUUGAAGGCAGGGAGUGUAUGAAGACGGUUCAAACAUGUCAGAGACUUCCUCCCCUGACUCCUUCUAUGAUUCCUUAUCGGAUGUGCAGGAAGAAAGCAAGAAUGUGGACUUCUUCCCAGGACUAUCUGCUUUUCUCAGUCAGGAAGAGAUAAACAAGAGUCUUGACCUGGCCCGGAGAGCCAUUGCCAACUCUGAAACAGACGAUUUCGACUCGGAAAAGGAGAUCUCACAGAUUUUCAACACCUCUCCAGUAAGCCUUUGUGAAAAUGCUUCCCACAAGGAGGUCAAAUUGGCUGAGCCGACCUCCACAGCAAGGCCUCGGGAUACCAGGACAACACCGGUCCAGCCUCUGGCAGAAGAGCAAACUCACAGCAUCAGUUCACCUGCUUCUAGAAGAAAACCUGCCCUAUCCCCCCUGCUUGCUAGCCCCAGCUAUAUCCGGAGCCUGCGAAGAUCUGAGAAACGGGGUGCAAAAUUGUCCAGCCCCAAUGCGAAGCCCAAAGCAGCACAUCCAAGCCAGGCCGGUGCCCAGAGCCAGCUCUGCGACAAGGCUGCUAACUUCAUCGAGGAGCUGACGUCCAUAUUUAGGGAAGCAGCAAAGCCAAGAAACCGGAGCCCAAACGGGGAGUCCUCGUCCCCAGACAGUGGGUACCUGUCUCCUAAAAAUCAGCCCUCGGCCCUGAUGAGUGCCACAGCCAGCCAAAGCCCCACCAAAGACCAUCAGGAGAUGGAAGCCGAGGGGAGGUUACCUGAGGCCGGAUGUGGCCACCAGGGAGACAGAGAUGCGGUCCAGCCCUCCCACCGCAUCCCUCACCCGCAGCCACAAAACGGGCUCCACUUCUGGUCAGCGCCCAGGUUCAUUCAGAAGCUCAAGAGUCAAGAAGUCGCAGAGGGAAGUAGAGUUUAUUUGGAGUGUAGAGUCACGGGGAAUCCCACUCCUCGAGUCAGAUGGUUCUGUGAGGGGAAAGAGCUGCACGACACCCCUGAUAUUCAGAUCCGCGCCGAGGACGGGGACCUCCAUACCCUGACCAUCACAGAGGCCUUUGAGGACGACACAGGCCGCUAUACCUGUCUGGCCACUAACGCUAGUGGCUCCGACUCAACUUCUGCCGAGGUGUUCAUAGAAGGAGCCAGUUCCACGGAUUCUGACAGUGACAGUUUAGCUUUCCGAUCAAAAGCUGGAGCAAUGCCACAAGCUCAAAAGAAAACAACUUCUGUUUCCUUGACAAUAGGAACAUCCUCUCCAAAGACCGGAGUGACCACAGCUGUGAUUCAGCCUUUAUCAAUCCCUGUUCAGCAGGUUCACAGUCCAACUGCACAUCUUUGCCGGACCGAUGGAACCACCGCAGCCUGCUUUCCUCCUGUUUUUACAAAGGAACUGCAGAACACGGCCGCCUCUGAGGGCCAGGUGGUGGUCCUGGAGUGCCGAGUUCGAGGGGCCCCCCCUGUGCAGGUGCAGUGGUUCCGGCAAGGAAUUGAGAUCCAAGACUCUCCAGACUUCCGAAUUCUACAAAAAAAACCCAGAUCUACAGCUGAGCCUGAGGAGAUUUGCACCCUUGUCAUCGCUGAGACUUUCCCUGAAGACGCUGGGAUUUUUACCUGCUCAGCAACAAAUGACUAUGGAUCUGUGACCAGCACUGCCCAACUAGUUGUCACUUCAGCCAACACUGACAACUGUAGCUACGACUCAUUGGGAUACGCCAACAAUGACCACUUCCAGCACUUUCCACCUCCCCCUCCCAUGUUGGAGAUGAGCAACUUUGAGUUGGCAUCCCAGAAACCAUGUGAGAUCCAGCAGGUGAACAGCCCUGACCUAGGACUCAGCAUGGCGGCCCUUCACAUGCAAUUCAGUUCUCCAGAGAGGGAAACCAACGGCGUCUACCCUAGCCAUGGAAUGAACGGACUGAUGAAUGGCAAAGCUAACGGUAAUAAAUCUCUUCCAACACCAGCAGUCCUGCUCUCACCCACGAAGGAGCCACCACCUCUGCUUGCCAAACCAAAACUGGACCCCGCGAGGCUGCUGCAGCUGCAGACGCAGGUCCGCCUGGAGCAGGAGUCGGGCGCGCGGCCCCCGGCGCCGCCCUCGCCGCCGCCCUCGCCGCCCUUCCCGCCGCCGCCCGCCUGCCCCGAGCCGGCGGCCUCGCCCGCCGGGCCCGAGCCCAUGAGCGCGCUGGCGCCCCGCGCCGCCAUGCAGUCCUCCGGAUCCUUCAACUACGCGCGCCCCAAGCAGUUCAUCGCCGCGCAGAACCUGGGCCCCGCGUCCGGCCACGCCACGCCCGCCUCCAGCCCCAGCAGCUCCAGCCUCCCGUCGCCGCUGUCCCCGACGCCCCGGCCGCUGGGCCGCGCGCCCGCGCCGCCCUUCGCGUCGCCCUUCGGCGCCGACGCCCCGUGGGGCCCGGCCUCCCCGUCCCCGCCGCCGCCGCCGCCGCCCGUCCUCAGCCCCACCGCGGCCUUCCCGGUGCCCGACGCCUUCCCGCCGCCGCCGCCGCCGCUCCCGAUCUCCACCCCGGCCUCGCCCUGCGCCCCGCCCGGAGCCCGCCUGCACGGACAGACGCCCGCCGCCUUCCUCAGCGCCCUCCUGCCAUCCCAGCCGCCUCCCGUGGCCGUCAACGCCCUGGGGCUGCCCAGGGGCGUCACCCCCGCGGGAUUUCCAAAGAAGGCGGGGAGAACUGCUCGGAUUGCCUCUGAUGAAGAGAUUCAAGGCACAAAGGAUGCUGUCAUUCAAGAUCUGGAACGAAAACUUCGCUUCAAGGAGGACCUCCUGAACAACGGCCAGCCGAGGCUAACAUACGAAGAAAGGAUGGCACGCCGGCUGCUUGGUGCGGACAGCGCGACCGUGUUCAAUAUCCAAGAGCCGGAAGAGGAAACAGCGAAUCAGGAAUACAAAGUCUCCAGCUGUGAGCAAAGACUCAUAAGUGAAAUCGAGUACAGGCUGGAAAGGUCUCCUGUGGAUGAAUCUGGAGAUGACAUUCAGUAUGGGGAUGUGCCCGUGGAAAAUGGAGUAGCGCCAUUCUUUGAGAUGAAGCUGAAACACUACAAGAUCUUUGAGGGAAUGCCAGUGACUUUCACAUGCAGAGUGGCCGGGAACCCGACUCCUAAGAUCUAUUGGUUUAAAGAUGGGAAGCAGAUUUCUCCAAAGAGCGAGCACUACACCAUUCAGAGAGACCUCGACGGGACCUGUGCCCUCCACACAGUCGCCUCCACCCUGGACGAUGACGGCAACUACACCAUCAUGGCCGCCAACCCGCAGGGCCGCGUCAGCUGUACUGGACGGCUCAUGGUGCAGGCUGUCAACCAAAGAGGCCGCAGUCCGCGCUCACCCUCGGGCCAUCCUCACGUCAGAAGGCCUCGCUCUAGAUCAAGGGACAGCGGAGAUGAAAACGAACCAAUCCAGGAACGAUUCUUCAGACCGCACUUCCUGCAGGCUCCUGGAGAUCUGACCGUGCAGGAGGGGAAACUCUGUAGAAUGGACUGCAAAGUCAGUGGGUUACCAACCCCAGAUCUAAGCUGGCAACUAGAUGGAAAGCCAAUACGUCCGGACAGUGCUCACAAGAUGCUUGUUCGUGAGAAUGGGGUGCACUCUCUGAUCAUAGAGCCAGUCACGUCCCGAGACGCCGGCAUCUACACGUGUAUAGCCACCAACAGAGCAGGGCAGAACUCCUUCAGCCUGGAGCUCGUGGUUGCUGCUAAAGAAGCACACAAACCCCCAGUGUUUAUUGAGAAGCUACAGAACACAGGAGUUGCUGAUGGCUACCCAGUACGACUAGAGUGCCGGAUUGCAGGAGUCCCGCUGCCCCAGAUAUUCUGGAAAAAAGAAAAUGAGUCACUUACUCACAGUACUGACCGCGUAAGCAUGCACCAGGAUAAUCACGGUUACAUCUGCCUGCUCAUUCAGGGAGCCACAAAAGACGACGCUGGGUGGUAUACUGUAUCAGCCAAGAACGAAGCCGGGAUUGUGUCCUGCACUGCCAGGCUGGACGUUUACACCCAAUGGCAUCAGCAGACACAGACCACCAAGCCAAAAAAAGUACGGCCCUCAGCCAGCCGCUACGCAGCACUUUCGGACCAGGGGCUAGACAUCAAAGCUGCGUUCCAGCCCGAAGCCAACCCAUCUCACCUGACUCUCAAUUCUGGCUUGGUAGAAAGUGAAGACCUGUGAACCGGUCUUGUGAAUGCUGAGAUGCCACACAGCCAUUGUUUCGACCAAUAUAGUCCUGUCACAUUAAGUAAAAUUGACUUAUAAGAAUUAAAAAAAAAAAACACCAAAAUAAUAUCUUUUCUUACUUGAUAGAGAGUUUAAGUAGAUGAGGCUUAUAAGAAAUGUACACAUCGCACAGAAAAAGGCACACCAUGUUUUGUCCAAUUCAAACCGUUUGGAAUUGCUGUGAUUAAAGUGGUCUGAAAUGCCAAAAAUGCUAAAGGAAAUCAGUUAUUCCAAGGUAGCCAUGAUUUGAAUGAUCUACAAGUGCCUUUCAGCUGUGGGUGCUAUGUCGCAUGGUAGGAUGCAAUGUUUAAGGUGAUGCAACCAUGAGUCUACAGUGCGGGGUAUUCAGAUAGCUGGAGUGAAGCGAGUGCAAUACGUAAGGGUGCACAGAGAAUGAGGACCUGCCAGAGCUAUCCAAGUAAAUGCCUUGUCUUUGCAAACUAUUUUAUAUUCAAUCAUAAGGAAGAGAGACUUUUGCCUUCAAUGUUAUUAAUACCGUGAGUUUUCUAACAAGGUUAAUUGCCUUCGUUCUUAACCUCUUUCAUGUAGUAUUUUCUUUUCAGGCUGCCUUGUUAGGAAACUUAUUCAUCAUCCAUAUUCAAAGGUGAAUUUAAAUUAUAAAUAAUAUAAAGUAUUCUGAAUAAAGCAGAAAUGUAUUCCAGUCCAUUCCACAAGAGGCAUCAGGACCACCCAAAUGACCAAGGUGCAUAAGUGUUUGGUGGCCAUGAGGGUUUCGAAGGAGUCGGAAGUAGAUGAAGGGCAAUGCAGCCAGCACAAUUAGAAUGCAGCCAUGUGGAGAAGAGCAGCAAGGACAGGAGACAUGGCAGAGGCCAAGCUCUUCUUUGGUUUUCUCCAAAAUUAACCACAAA
This is a messenger RNA of Perognathus longimembris pacificus (Pacific pocket mouse), 5228 nucleotides long. RefSeq names its product palladin, cytoskeletal associated protein (gene Palld). The record is from RefSeq and is a predicted model, not a curated record. Lineage: Eukaryota; Metazoa; Chordata; Mammalia; Rodentia; Heteromyidae. The transcript is spliced from 21 exons. Gene Ontology annotation, biological process: cell migration; actin cytoskeleton organization. Bases 190 to 4314 code for a protein of 1374 amino acids.